CCCUAUCAGAACCGCUCACCAGCCUUCCUUUAAAACUUACAUCUAGAGCACUACAGGACCUGUGUGGCAUAACUCCACUUUUAUACUUCUGUUCAUGAUGGAAAAUUUUCCUGACAUCAGCUAACAGAGGAUUAUUUCACUUUUUUUCUAACUUUAUUGCUCGGGGCGGCGCGCGCGUUUCUCUGCCAGGAUGGGGGACUGGAGUGCCUUGGGGAAGCUGCUGGAUAAGGUCCAGGCUUAUUCCACUGCUGGAGGAAAGGUCUGGCUCUCAGUGCUUUUCAUCUUCCGGAUUCUGGUGCUGGGUACAGCGGUGGAGUCGGCGUGGGGUGAUGAGCAGUCAGCUUUCAGGUGCAACACUCAGCAGCCAGGUUGUGAAAAUGUCUGCUAUGAUAAGUCGUUCCCCAUCUCCCAUGUUCGCUUCUGGGUGCUGCAGAUCAUCUUUGUGUCCACACCCACGCUCCUCUACCUCUGCCACGUCUUCUACCUGAUGCACAAGGAGGAGAAGCUGACUCUGAAGGAGGAGAGGCUGAGGGAGAUCCAAAGCAAAGGAGAGGAUGUGGACGUUCUGCUGAGGAAAGUUGAGCUGAAGAAGGUGAAGUAUGGGAUUGAGGAGCACGGUAAAGUUAAGAUGAAAGGAGCACUUCUGAGAACGUACAUUCUUAGCAUCAUCCUCAAGUCCAUGUUUGAGGUGGGAUUCCUCUUCAUCCAGUGGUAUAUCUAUGGUUUCAGCCUGGCGGCGCGCUAUGAGUGUGAGCGCUUUCCCUGUCCGCACAAGAUUGACUGCUUCCUCUCCCGGCCCACCGAGAAGACCAUCUUCAUCAUCUUCAUGCUCGUCGUCUCUCUGGUCUCCCUCAUCCUCAACGUCAUCGAACUUUUCUACAUCUCCUUCAAGCAGAUCAAAGACAGGAUGAAGGCUUCAGAAAAUGACCUCCACUCAGCAGGGAUGCUAAGGACUGGAGCUCGGGAUAUCUCAUACAUCUACUGCAACGGCUGCCCCCCUCCCUCUGCCCCCAUGUCCAACCUAGCUUACAACCUGGACACAGCGGAAAAGACCAACUCGUGUAACAACUACAAUAAGCAGGCCAGCGAGCAGAACUGGACAAACUUCAGCACAGAACAGAACCAGCUCGGCCAGAGAGGGAACAGUAAGAACAACAGUAGUGAGUCCAACUGCCACAACCAGGGCUUCCAAGCACCUGAAUGUCUCUCUCCAAAGGGCUGCUGUGAGCUACCAGGCAAAAUUGGGACGGUUGGAAAAGAGCUACACCUGCUGAAACAGUUAGAACGGCCUAGCAGCAGGGCGAGUAGCCGAGCCCGGCCAGACGAUUUAGAUAUCUGAUUCAGACCUGGAAUGCCUCACUCCACCCAUUCCAACCCUGGAGAUGCUGUGAGGACGAACUCCCCUGAGAAGAGACAUUGUUCAUUCUUCUGUGGGAUUCCUGAAGCUACAUCUUAUACCAAAGACAUCAAAUCUGACAUUCCUCCAUGUUGCUGUUGGUAACACUCCAUGCCACUCCAUGCUUCACCAGAUGCCUUUCAUCGAUUGUACUUGAGUCACCAUCCCUCCAUGUUCCUACAGAUAAUAUUCUGAAGACAGUGUGUUCAAUGAUGUACUGGGAAUAUCUGUUUGAUGCUGCCUGGUGCAGCAGACAUUCCAAAGCAGAUUACUUUGGAUAUAUGGUUAGAGGCGCAACCUGCAUAAAACUAAUGGCUUGAAUAGUUUGGAGUCACAGAUCAGACAAUUUUUUGGAUCAGUAGAAAGGAAAAAAAGAAGAAGGCAAAUAUUCUGCAACAUUUAUAACAAAGAAGCCUUGCCCACGGUCUGGCUUUUUCCAUCCUCACAGUCAGUGUUCAACACAGGUUGACAGUGUCUUUUCAGAGGAAUACUUCACCCACAACACAUCAUUUUUGUAUCAAGUAUUAUAUAUAUUCAUUUUGGAUGUUGCGAUGCAUUGAGCUCAAUGGUUUUCAAACAAUCAAGAUUUAAUGGUGCCAAGCGACAAAUGUGUGUUGGUAGACUACAGUGGACAUAAUUCAUUUCACUAUGCAGGCAGCACAUCUGUCCCCCUUUGAGUCUCAGUGUGUUUUCACUGACAUGAAGUGAAUAGAGCUUCACUAAUUAGAUGUAAUAUUCAGCUAAUGAUACAGUGCCAUUAGCUUAUAUUAGUUGUUGGGCUUGUUAAAUGUCAGUAACAAGUCAUCAAUAAACCCCCUUCCUGACACCACCAAACUAAAUUGACAGCUGGUGACAAACGAAGCAGCAGCAGUAUGUAUCAGAAUGUACAAGAAAGUUUGCUUGUACAAAGUUUCGAUGCAGUUAACCUUGAAACUGGAGUGAAGCUUAUCAGUGAGUUGAGCAGAAAGCAGUUAUCAGAGAAUCUCAUCUUAAAUUAUAAAUCUAAGUUUUGAAAUAAACCAUUUGAUCAUCAUUAAGUAUGGUAUACAUAACUAAGGAUCUUGUGAAAUAGAUAGUAUUUUAUGUUUUUAUGCAAUGAAUUACCCAUAGACAAGUUUCGAAUUGAGUCUUCACAUACUAUUGUCCAAAAUACAACCAAAUUAAAUUUGCACUCUAUUUAAAAUCAAAGCUUCAACAGAGGCCAAAAAGAGGAAGCCAAUUUUUAAACAAACCCAGACACAAGGGAAGGCUUGCCUGAAGUUUUCAGAACUCACACUGAGUACUGAAAGUCUGCAUAGAAACAGCUCAAACAUGGAUUUCUAUCCAUGUGCUACUCAGCACAUAACAGUCUGAAUCAAGCCCAUGAAUACUUUGAAUCCCUUCAACGCCAAGACAUUCUAAACAGAAAAGCUCACGCCUCUGAUAUGCAUUACAAUUGUUGCCAGCAGCUUUCUCGCUAAGAAAUCCAUGGAUUUGUCCAAAGGCAAGAGUCUGCCCUAGAAAAGCUCUCAGAAAAGCUCCUGAUCCAGAGACAUAAAAUCAUGGUAUUGAUCAAACCAUUUCAGAAACAUUCAGGAUAAACAUUAACAUUUCUUCAAGCAGGAUAACUUAAUUGAACCUGUUCAACUCUGUUACAUAAGUAUUGUUUGGCUGACUGAUUGACAAGGACCAUCUUCAUUCAGCCAACUAUGCUAGACAGAGGAAACUCCACCCACAGCCCAGCGAUGAAAGAAAGCAAGGCAACGCUGCGCAGCAUUCAUGGGAGCCUCUCUUCAUUUUCCAUGACAUUAGUCUUUUACAGUACACACAUUGUAGAGACUCUCCGGACAGAAAAGUGCCUUUGACCUCUAGCUGAUUCUUAUUUGCACUGCAUUUUGAAGGUUUGCCUCUAACUCAGUAACAUGGCAGUGGGUUGACCAAGCCUCCUGGCACUAAGGCUUUUUCUGUGGUACAACAAUUUCUGACAGGGACUCUGUGCCAACUGUUCAAUAAGGGGAUUGUGUCAUAAGACCAUGGAAAAUACUUGAUAUUGCUUAACAUUCCAGAGUGGCUCAUUUGAAAUAUUUUGAAUUUAUUCAAUUCAAUUCAAUUCAAUUAUUAAUUUCUUUAGUCGUUAUGUGUAUAUACAUACAUAUAUAUAUGUGUAUGUAUAUAUAAAAUGUUAAGGAACAAUGUUAAGGAACAAUCAGCUGUCUUACGGUAUUCACAUAGACACAAUGAAUAUUUGAUUUGAUUUGAUUUGUUUGGUUGAAUGACAAUUUGAUCGCUUGAUUGUAUAAUUCGAGGCUGUAUAUUUAUUAGAAUUUAUAAGUACUUUGGAGAGCUUUCGCAGUUUUGUAUUUUUUGUAUCACUGAAUAAUAUAAU
Messenger RNA from Myripristis murdjan (pinecone soldierfish), 3761 nucleotides. Its product is annotated as gap junction alpha-1 protein-like. Bases 191 to 1339 code for a protein of 382 amino acids. NCBI's taxonomy places the organism in Eukaryota, Metazoa, Chordata, Actinopteri, Holocentriformes, Holocentridae. The record is from RefSeq and is a predicted model, not a curated record. The transcript is spliced from 6 exons. Gene Ontology annotation, cellular component: connexin complex. Gene Ontology annotation, biological process: cell communication by electrical coupling; heart development; cell-cell signaling. Gene Ontology annotation, molecular function: gap junction channel activity.